This is a messenger RNA of Lactuca sativa (garden lettuce), 2931 nucleotides long. RefSeq names its product serine/threonine-protein kinase PBL34. Gene Ontology annotation, biological process: protein phosphorylation. NCBI's taxonomy places the organism in Eukaryota, Viridiplantae, Streptophyta, Magnoliopsida, Asterales, Asteraceae. Gene Ontology annotation, molecular function: protein kinase activity; ATP binding. The record is from RefSeq and is a predicted model, not a curated record.
GAAAUAUCAAUGUCUGUUUGACCACAAAGAAGGGAUAAGAAUUCCCUUUCACGCUGUGAAGCUCCUGCAAAUAAUUGUCUUAGAUGAUAUAUUAAAAAAUUUGCAACCAGAAUCUAGUCGUCACUCACAUCAGUAAUUAUGUUUACCGGUCAUGAGGUUGAGUCCUCCUCAACCUUAGAAUGGCCAGAACCAUGUCGCCGGCUUACCUUUCCAGAGAUUCAACGAGCAACCCAAAACUUCGAUGAGUCGUUGGUGAUCGGCCAUGGUGGGUUUGGAAAAGUUUACAGAGGAACCAUCAUUAGUGAGGCAAGGCUUUUAGUUGUUGCCAUCAAGAGGUUAGAUUCAACUUCUAACCAAGGAGACGUAGAGUUCUGGGCAGAAGUUGAGAUGCUUUCUAAGUUAAGGCACUGUCACUUGGUGUCUUUGAUUGGUUAUUGCACUGAUGGGAGUGAAAGAAUCCUUGUUUAUGAUUAUAUGCCCCAUGGAACCCUUGAAGAUCAUCUCCACAAACUUCAAACUCCUCUACCUUGGAUGCUGCGACUCAAUAUAUGCAUAGGGGCAGCUCGUGGGUUAAAUUAUCUUCACACUGGUACAGGAAUUAAGCAUGGAGUUAUACACCGUGAUGUGAAAAGCUCAAAUAUAUUGUUACAUAAAACAUGGGCAGCUAAGAUUUCUGACUUUGGAUUGUCCAAGGUAGGUCCAACAAAUCAACAGUUCACACACGUAAGCACUGUUGUGAAAGGAACAUUCGGAUAUCUAGAUCCAGAUUACUUCUCAACUGGUAGGUUGACAAGAAAAUCCGAUGUGUAUGCGUUUGGUGUAGUAAUGUUUGAAGUACUUUGUGGGAAACGAGCAGUGGAUGAAAGUCUUGAUGAGGAUCACUGGGGUUUAGCAAGAUGGGCUCAAGAAUCAAUGAAAGAAGGAAGGUUAAAGCAAAUUGUUGAUCCUAAUAUAAGGGAGAGAAUAUCGACUAAAGGUUUAAAGGAGUUCUCAAGGCUUGCAGAACGGUGUUUAAAUAGCCAUCCAAAGCAACGUCCUACAAUGGCUGAGGUUAUGGUCGGACUCGAAUCUAUACUAGUUUUACAGGAGAAAACCAGUAAUACAUUGCACCCUGCAAGCAUGACCAUAUUCGGUAGAAAGAUGCCAAUGUUUCUCUUCCAGUCAAAUGGGGAAAUCCAUGGUAAAAACCAACAGUUUCCUUCUAAAGAACCUGUGAAGAUUCCACCAAAACAAAGUAUUUUUGAAUCGCCUAAUAUAAAAAGUUCUAGAAGUGUGGUGGUGAUCACCAGAGAUCUUAAUGAUCUUAGACAAAAUCCUGUAUAUAGCAAUCUCGAUAUUUUUACAUAUGAUGAGAUGCGAAUGGCUACCAAACAAUUUAUGUCGGAUCAAGUUCUAGGUGUGGGUGGAUUUGGAGGUGUUUAUAAAGGAUUUAUAGAUGAGAACGUGAGAUAUGGUUAUGGUAAAACUCAAGUUGCAGUUAAAGAAUUUAACCGUCAAGGAGUUCAAUGUGAUACAGAAUGGCUGGUUCAAGUAAAUUAUUUAGGACAACUACAACACCCAAAUAUUGUGAAGCUUAUUGGAUAUUGUUGCGAGGAAGAUCAUCGCCUUUUGGUGUACGAAUAUAUGGCAUCCGGAAGCUUGGAGAAACACCUAUAUGACAGAGUAUGUACUACAUUGACAUGGUCACGGAGAAUAAAGAUUGCAUUGGAUACGGCAAUAGCGCUUGCUUUUCUCCAUGAUUCUGAAAGACCAAUCAUCUAUCGGGAUUUCAAGACAUCAAAUAUCUUGCUGGAUGCGGAAUUCAAUGCAAAAUUGUCUGAUUUUGGACUUGCAAAAGAUGGACCAAUGGGGGAUCAAACACAUGUAUCGACUGGAGUUAUAGGUACAUAUGGAUAUGCAGCUCCUGAAUACAUCGCGACCGGACACUUGUCAGUAAGAAGUGAUAUAUACGGUUUUGGGGUGGUGCUUCUUGAAAUGUUGAUUGGUCGAAGAGCCAUAGAUGCAAGUCGACCUAGCUGUGAGCAUAACUUGAUUGAUUGGGCUCGACCACAUCUAGUCCACAACCGAAAACUUGUGAGAAUACUUGACCCAAGAAUGAAAGGUCAAUAUUCCUCAAAAACUGUCAUUAAAGUUGCCAAUUUAGCUUACCAAUGUGUAAGUAAAAACCCUAAAGAUAGGCCGAUUAUGACUCAAGUGGUUGAGACACUUGAAUCCAUCUAGACCCUCGAACUUGGUCAAGAUGAUGCUCUUUUUCAAAAUGGGAAUGAGAGUGUGAAUUACUUUUAUUGAAACACUUGAGGAAAGAGAUUUCUUUAUAGAAAAUGGUUUUCAAACUUAUAGCAACAUAAAUAAAGCAAAUGAAAAAGGGAAUCAUAAUUCCUAAUAAUACAAUUAUGCUCGUACCGCACAUAUGUCAAGAAACCGCCGAAAGAAAACUCUUACGGAUAAGAUUAAUCUUUUCUUUAAAAUAUCCUAGAAUACUUUUAUUUAUAACUUCAACUCCUAUCGUUAUUUUGACUUUUAUUUGAGUUUGGAUAAUGUAUAAGUAAAAGAGAAUAAGACCACCGUUUGCCACAUUUGCUGAUGAAACAAGAUAGAGAACGGGUUCUCCCUACUUGCAUUGAGCGGGAUGCUACGUUCUUUUCUGUUUUCAAGAUCACUUCAUUCACAACGCAGGGGAGAGACAGAGAGGGGCCAGUAAUAACUCACAGGCUGGGUAAAAAGGUCCAUCCUUUAUUCAUAUCUUUGUUUUGCAAGUUUUUAGGUAACUCGGUUGGGAGUACCAUUGUAAAGAUGCUUAGCACUUGAUCUCAAAUCGCCACAUGAUUUAAUUGUAAUUUCCCAUUCUUUACUUUUCCCCAGACGAAAUGGAAUGAUAAAUCUAUAUGUUUUCUUCUAAAAUAAUCAAUAAAAGUGUGUGUGUGAUUUUAA